AUGGCAGCCCAAAUUCGAGCCGAUAUCGUACGUCAUGUAUCAAACAAUUGGAAAAUGUUGAAAUGCUAUACAAUGGACAGGGCUGGCGUGCCUUAUGAUUCGAAGCGACUUUACAUUGCUGACAUGAGCCUGCCGCAUAUUUAUGGCACUACGUGUGAGAUCAUGGCAGCUGGAGAAAUAUUUCCUUACGAAUUUCAACUGUUUCAAAAUGGAAUUGUCGUUGGUAGGUUUGGUGAGGCCUUGGAAGGAGUUAAAAAAAUUCGCUUCAAUGGGAAUUUCAAUGAAGGACACUUUGAUGUGUUGAUUCCAAUGGUUGAGGUGACUUAUACGACAACUGUGAACGCCGAACUAGAAAAUAUAGUCAUCGAGCCUGAAGCAGAAAGUGCUCUCGAAAAUGAUAAGGUUUUUACAACUGAAUCUCAAGUUGACGUUGGUUCAGAUAUUUCUCAAGAAAAUGCUGAUGUGCCUUAUGGCAAAAGAAAGCGCAGAAAGAGAUUUACGCACAAUUUGAGAAAAAGACAAGUAAAGCUGGCUGUUAGAAACUACAAUGAAAAGCACCCUGAAAGCCAUCGCGCCGCGGUGAGCAAGUACACUAAAGCUCACCCUGAGAUACAUAGAGCCGCGGUCCAUGAAUACACGAAACAACACCCUGAAAUACAUAGAGCAGCGGUCCAUAAAUACACGAAACAACACUCCGAGAUCAAUAGAGCCGCGGUUCGUAAAUACGGAAAAAAACAUCCUGAAAUAAAUAGAGCUGCAGUGAGUAAGUCCGCCAAAAAUAACCCCCAAGUCAAUGAACAGGCAGUAGGCAAUUAUAAUAAAAAAGCAUGGAAAGAUAAACUUAUGUCUGGCUGUAAUUACGACCCUAAUACCGACUACCGAAAUGACAAAUCGGUUGAACUCGGACCGCGUAAGACAUGUGAAUUCUGUAAUGCUUAUAAAUGGCAAGAAGAUCCGAAUGGUAUGUGUUGUAGCAGUGGAAAAGUGCAGCUUCCAGUCAUUGAACCCUAUCCAGAGCCAUUGAAAAGUCUCCUUACCCGGCAUCAUCCCAUGUCUGAACACUUUCUUUCUUCAGUGCGCCAGUAUAACGGAUGCUUCCAGAUGACGUCUUUCGGAGCCAAGGAAAUAAAGGAAGGUAAUUAUAUGCCCCCAUUCAAAGUUCAGGGACAAGUGUAUCAUCGAAUCGGGAGCCUUCUGCCUGACCCUCAACAAAACCCUGCUUUUCUACAAAUUUAUUUUGUAUGCGAUGAUGAUAGAGAGUGUGAUCUUAGGUGUGGAAUCUUCAACGGUCUUAAACCUGAAUUGGUGUUUCAGCUACAAAAAAUGCUUCACAAAAUCAACAAAUACAUAAUUGAUUUUAAGGCCGCUAUAGACUCAGUACCUGUAGGGCAAACAGACUUUAAGGUAAUCAUAAGCGCCAACAAAAUGCCUAUUGGAGAGCACCCUGGUCGAUUCAAUGUUCCAGUAUCAAAGGAAGUAGCUGUGCUCAUAGUCGGACAGCAUUUUGAAAAACGAGACAUUGUCAUUCAUGGAAGAGACAACAGAUUACUGCGCAUAAGCGAGACACACCAUGCCUACGAUGCUCUUCAAUAUCCUUUGAUUUUCUGUCGUGGUGAAGAUGCCUACCAAAUAAAUAUACCCCAAUGUGACCCAAAAACUAAACAAUAUCUUAAAAAGACUGUUUCCGCUGCUGAUUUUUAUAGUUACAGGCUAAUGGAGCGAAAUGAUGAGGAAAACUACAUAAUACUAUUUCGUAGCCUUUUGAACCAAUUUUUAGUUGAUACGUAUGCGAAAAUAGAGACUGAGCGGCUUAAUUAUGUUCGCAAUAACCAAAAGAAACUAAGGAGUGAGGAGUAUGUUCAUUUAAAAGAUGAUAUUGCAAGAACCGACGGUCGUACUUCUGAGUUAGGGUAA
Messenger RNA from Ceutorhynchus assimilis (cabbage seed weevil), 1914 nucleotides. The record is from the annotation of a GenBank genome assembly. NCBI's taxonomy places the organism in Eukaryota, Metazoa, Arthropoda, Insecta, Coleoptera, Curculionidae.